ACAAUGUAUAAUUCGAUACAUUUAUGACAGGUAGGCCUAUUUAUAUUGAUCACAAACAGUUAAGAAAAUAUAAUAUAGAAACGGAUUAAAACAACAUCAGCUAAACCAAAACAAAUUGUUCUCUAAACUCUUAUUGUGUUAUUAAUAAUUAGGUUAUUGUGUGUCUCUCAAAUUCUUCUAAUUGUAUACAUUUAACCCGAAAAUUUCACACAAUAGGUGAAAUACACAAUUUAGCCAAUACAUCUAUCCUUUUACGCGCUUUUGAAAGGCUGUAACCUCAACACCGAAUAUUAGGCUAUAUAACACUACAAUAGGACCCUGCGUCCUAUAAUGUGCCACACAAAAUGACCCAAAAAACUCUCUAAAUAUAAAUAUAAAGCUUAUGGUGCAUGAGUCACUGAAUGAUAUACAAACAUUAAAAGAACCAUUUACGAUAUGAUCACGUUACAUAUUGCAUUCUAAAAGAUGAUACAAUGUUGCCAUCCCUCGUCAGUUCAGUCCCACAUACCCCCAUCGCAUCCGUGACCGCAUUUUUCUCGGCUUGCAUAAUGUAUCGCGUGACUAGGUUAGUAACGUGAGGGACCUGACAGAAGAGAAGGCGGCGUUGAUGACGGUAGGAGGAGAUUCUGCGCCGUCGUCUUCCGCGUUUUCCCGGAUUUCAACCACUGUCCUGGUUCUAUCGUGUCUAUCCCUGCACGUUUCUAAGCUCAGCCCACCCUCCCACUUAACUUAGUUGUAAAGAAGAAGAAAAAAUCAAUUACACAGGCAACGCCGCCCGCCCCCUCCGCCUUCACCUCAUUCUCUUCCCCCUUUGCAAAUAUCCACUACCGCCUUCCUUCUCCACAUGCAGCAUCGGAGUCCAGGGCCCCGGCGUACCGGCUCCAGCCAUGUCGGCGAGGAAUACAGCGGCUGGUGGCGGUGACGGAGCGACGUGGGAAAAGACGGGAGAUGCAUUAGAGGAAGAACCUCUGGGUCUCUCUGUCUCUUUGUCUGGUUCGAUGACCCCCACCUCAGCCGCUGGCAUGGCCUCUGGCAUGGAGCUGCCCAGAAAGAGGAAAGGCAGCAUGGACACCCAGGAGACAAAAUCUGCAUCGAAUCUAGAUGAGGAUAUGGAGGACGAUCAGGGCAGAUCGGAAGGAGAUGACCAGCAACUAAAAAUUAAAUGUAUCAGGGAACCUCACAGUCAAAUAGAGAAACGACGACGAGAUAAGAUGAAUAACCUGAUCGACGAGUUGGCAGCGAUGAUUCCCACCUGUAACCCCAUGUCCCGCAAGCUUGACAAACUCACUGUGUUACGAAUGGCUGUCCAGCAUCUCAAAUCGCUCAAAGGUGCGUCCAGCUCCUUUGCAGAAGCCAAUUACAAACCUGCGUUCCUUCCUGAUGAUGAGCUGAAACACCUUGUUCUGAGGGCUGCAGAUGGAUUUCUCUUUGUGGUUGGCUGUGACCGUGGAAAAAUCGUCUUCGUCUCGGAGUCAGUUUCGAAAAUCCUCAACUACAGUCGGACGGAGUUGAUCGGGCAGAGCCUUUUUGAUUACGUUCACCCCAAGGAUAUUGGGAAAGUAAAGGAACAGCUUUCCGCAUCUGAGCUCUACCCGCGAGAGCGCCUCAUAGACGCCAAAACGGGGUUGCAGGUGCAGGCUGAGCUUCCUGUCAGUGUUGCUCGGCUCUGCUCCGGGGCGCGGCGUUCCUUCUUCUGUCGAAUGAAGUACAACAAAGUGACCGUCAAAGAAGAGAAGGGUUUUCAGGCUGCUGGCUCAAAAAAGAAAGAGUCGCAGCGGUACUGUACUGUUCACUGCACGGGCUACAUGCGCACCUGGCCCACGCGCCAGCUAGGCACAGAGGGAGAGGGAGAGGGGGACAAAGACAGCUCCUACUUUAGCUGCCUGGUUGCGGUUGGCCGUGUUCACCCCCACACCCUCCCUCAGGCCAAUGGUGAGAUCAAGGUCAAGCCAACCGAAUUUGUCACCCGCUAUGCCAUGGAUGGCAAAUUCACCUUUGUGGAUCAACGAGCCACCACCAUUCUGGGUUAUUUGCCCCAGGAGCUGCUAGGCACAUCAUGCUAUGAAUAUUUCCAUCAGGACGACCUGCCACAUUUGGCAGAUAGACACAGAAAAGUGCUGAGGAGUAAAGAGAAGAUCGAGACAAAUUGCUAUAAGUUUAAAACGAAACAUGGCUCUUUUGUCACCUUACAAAGUCAGUGGUUUAGUUUUAUAAAUCCCUGGACCAAAGAAGUAGAAUACAUAGUGUCAACCAAUACGGUUAUAUCCGAUAAAAGUAAUCCAGAUGGAUCAGGGGAUAAAGCCGAGCAGCCUAGCAGUUCGAAGGCGUCAGAAGAUGAUGUCAAAAAGUCCCAGCAAGUACCAAUCAUCCCGGGUAUAUCCAAUGCAUCAGGCACAAUGAUUUAUGCUGGCUCCAUAGGGACCCAAAUCGCCAAUGAGAUAAUGGACUACAAUAGGAUGAACUCCUCACCAUCCAGCGGCAACACAAGUCCGUUCAGUUUACCACAGGACAAGUCUCCACUUGCACAGACCAGCAGCAAUUGCUCCUCAUGCUUUAAGGUGCCAAAUGGGGAAGCAACAGACAUGGAGAUACCUGGAAAGUCGAGCUCGGAGGAGGAUGCACGGGGUGGUGAAAAUCUCAUGGAAGCAAGCCCUCAGUUGGAUCUGGAGGGGGUCCCGGGGUUGAGCGCUCUCAGCACUGAUGAGGCAGCCAUGGCCGUCAUUAUGAGCUUACUUGAGACUGAUGCCAACCUGGGUGAGGCUGUGGACUUUGAUGAGAUGCACUGGUCUCUGUGAACACAGCUCCAGCUAUUCUUCAUCUUAUCUGGAGAUUUCGAACCAUUCAUUAACUUUCACCGGGCAGCUGGCCUUUGACAGUCCUAUUGCUUUUAUGUUUUUAAAUUAUUAGUUUUUUUAAUCACGUGGCAGAUCAUCUGAUGGCUAACCCUUGGAACUCAAGAGUUUGUAAGAUGGACUCUUUGGGUCUCUCGGAGCUGAAUACCUUAAGCAACAAGACCAGGUUUUAUUUGGUCUGGCAUGCAGUUUCUUCAUCUCAGCUCUGAGGUCACUUCUGCCCUCCUUGGCACGUAUUGAUGAGAGACAUACUUGGCCUGGCUCGACGUGUCGAGAAAAACAUGCCUCUGCCAAGCCGUAAGGCAAAAACGAUCCAUUGGUAUCUGGAUUUCAAAACAAUUUCCUUAGCCACUCAACACUUGAACUGUGUACUGAUGCUUUAAAGCAAAGAUGGAUUCAUUUUUGUUUUUGAAAGAAAGAAAAUGGGACUCCUUUGGCAGGGGAAGCCUGGUAGUUAUUCAACCUUUUUAAACAGAAAGCAUCCUGUUUUAAAAUGAACAACAAUGUGGGGUUUUAUUGCGGAGCACUUGUGGUCAAACAGAAGUACUUGAAAGACUUUAGAAACAUGAAAAUUGAGGAUCACCUUUAGGCCUGACCAUUUAUUUUCCUCCGUCUACAAACCUGUGUGUGAAUAUGUGCAUUUCCCUUAGACUGCCCUGCUGCUCUUCAAACAGUGUGAUAGUCGUGUCGAUCUGCUGUUGUGAAGGAAUGUUUGGAUGAGAGGAGAUGGGCUCACAGAAGCGGAAGUUUGUCUACAAAUAAGGGCAGGGUUUCUCAGGGAACUAUACUGCGUGGAAAUAAAACCUUGAAAUCCUUUAUUAAAAAUAAGCCAAGAACCAAUUGUUUGAGCUCUGAUAAUGUUAAGAUGGUGUUAAUUUCAUCACCAUAAAUUAUUUUGUAGUGAGUUUUGUCUGAACUCUGCAUCUGGGGAAUUCACCAUCCCAUUUCAUGGAUGGGAAUAACUAAUUUGGGGAAUUGCUAAACUGAACUUGAAAUGCUAACAUAAGCACUUUUUGUUUGGAUAAAGCAGUAGAGUGACGAGGAGAUACGAUUCAAUAUAUUUUUCAAACCGUAGACUAAUACAAAUUUUGAGGAGUCACUGAGGCAUCCUGCGCAAAGAAUAAUUUAUCGAAUCUAAAAUGGGGAGAUCUGUCAUUUAGUCACCCUCUUGUUGUUCUAAGCUAAUGACUUUUACACUGACAUUUUUUUGUGUUCCUCGGAAGAGCAUUGCUCAUUUCCAUAUAGCAAAGGAGUGUAAUGAGAAGGAGCUAAGCCAAGUACUCUGUACAACUUGUGCAUUAUUCAAGAUGUUAGUCCGAAUCCCUCCCUUAUAGCUUUCAAGUUUUAGGAAACUUUGGGUUUAUCUAUGGUAUCUUUAUUGAUCUUUGUUGUCCUUUAUGGAGCUUAAUAGCUUGUAUGGAAAGUAAAAUAUAUAACAUUGGUGUUCCACUGAGGGACGAAUUUUCACUUGAAAUAUUUCUUGUACUGACCACAGAAGACCUUAUAACGUGUUUUCAGGAUUUUAUAUUCACAAUGUGUGAUUUUUUUUUUUACCUGGUUAGAAAAAUACUUUAAAAAACAAUACGCCUUGGCAAAUGAGCAACAUAAUCUUGUUGUAAUUGUCUCAAGAGCGAUUCAUAUUCACAAUGUCCUUUUUACUAAUAAUAAUUCCAAGACUUCAGCAUUGGAGGAUGACUGAGAAUUAAAAAAUCUAAAACACCAUCAUCUAAUUUGCCCAGGAAACUCACUGAAUUCCCAUUGCAGCAAUGCUUCAUCAGAACUUUUUCUUUUAAAAGAUGAGCGUUAUUGAACUGAUUUACUGUGAUUGUGCAGACGUGCCACAUAGGGGUGCAAUGGCCUUGCACAACGAAAGGUGUGAUUCUUACCAAUAUACCAAAGUAAUUUGACCACGGAGAUAUUUUGAGCACCCUUAACUCUCAGCUGCCCUGUGCUGUCAGAAGUUGUGUAAUUAUGUGGCAAUGAUGUGAGCUGCUUUUAAAAAGGUCUUCAUGUCAUCUUGUGUGUUGUCACAUGCUUCCGAGAGCUUACUUGAAGAAACCAACCCGCUCCAGCCGACUGCAUAAAACGCAGCAAGAUGACACUUUACCUUUACUUUAUCUCCAUCUUUCGUUUCUUUUCCUAUCCCAGACGCCUUUGCAAACAAAUGCAUUAUUCACAUAUAAGGGGUUCACGUGUAAGGGCUUGUCACACAGCAGGCUAUUCGGAAUUCUGAAAAGCUUCCCUGGGAACCUUUGAUUGGGCGGUUAUGGCCUUAAAGGGACAGUUCACCCACAAAUAAAAUUCUCUCAUCAAUAACGCGCCCCAAAUCUGUAUAAAUUUCUUUGUUGUGAUGAACAGAGAAAGAUAUUUGGAAGAACGCUUUUAAUCAAACACUUCUUGGCCAACAUUGACUACCAUAGUAGGACAAAUUACAAUGGUGGUCAAAAGGGCCCCAGAACUGUUUGCAUUUCUACAUUCUUCAAAAUAUGUUUAAAAGAACAAAGAUAUUUAUGGCAGUCAAUGGUGGCAAAGAACUGUUUGGUUACAAGCAUUCUCCAAAUAUCCUUCUCCGUAUUCCUCAGUACAAAGAAAUGUAUACAGAUUUGUAACAACUUGAGGGAGAGUUAAUGAUGACAGAAUUGUUUGGGGGAACUGUUCUUUUAAGCACAGGAACAACGGCUCUAACCAAAACUCCUAAUAAAGACGCUAAAAGACGCUAAAAGGGUUUUUCACAGUGAUAAGUGAUUUCUUGGUUCCCCAAAGAUCCUUUUAAAUCAAAGCUAUAUAUUAUGUCGUUUUUGUAGUCUGAUGAUGGACCUUUUCUUUUUUAGAGUGAACUGUUCAAGCUGUGCCAUAUCUGCAGGCAGGUCCCAUAAAGGUUUUGUUUUCCCAUUUGAAUCUGCAUUUCAUGCAUCUCUCCAUAAUGUUUUGGUUUUGAAUGUGACUGUUCAGUUUGGAGUGUCAUUCUUUAUUUGCACUUGGCAGACAUCAAGUACUGUACUGUAGGUUAGAACCACAGACCUUGUCUUCUAGCAUUCUUGUCCUCAUUUCAGUCUGAAUUUGUGCAGCCUAAGCAAUUUCUUGAUUGUUAUAUUGUUCCAGUAAUAUUCAUGCAUGCCUUUUUGUGAACCCUUUGCUUUCUCUUUGUCACUUUGUUUGUUACCUAAGGGUAUCGGAUAAAGGUAUUUGCCUUAUAAGACAGACAAAGACUUGUUCGUUUGUUCCAUUUUGUUUACGUCUGUCUUGAGUGUGUGAUGAGAGAAUCUAAAGACUGUUCAUCCACUGGGUUUAGUCAGUUCACGGUUUAUCGUGGAAUAUCAUGUUGGGUUAAGCCAGAGAUCUGCAUGACCCCCUUUGUUUUAUGCUUGUGUCCUCCCUCCGUUUGUUAUCGAGCAUUUGUAUGACGCCAUUGCUGCUGCUGUCUACAAGUCCGGUUUGUUGCAGAUAAUGUGUCUCUACAGACCGACAUGUAAAACGAAUCUUAAAUAAAAAACAACAUUA
This is a messenger RNA of Triplophysa dalaica, 6353 nucleotides long. RefSeq names its product basic helix-loop-helix ARNT like 2 (gene bmal2). The coding region runs from base 888 to 2795 and encodes 635 amino acids. Lineage: Eukaryota; Metazoa; Chordata; Actinopteri; Cypriniformes; Nemacheilidae. Gene Ontology annotation, cellular component: cytoplasm; transcription regulator complex; nucleus. The transcript has 17 exons. Gene Ontology annotation, biological process: regulation of transcription by RNA polymerase II. Gene Ontology annotation, molecular function: DNA-binding transcription factor activity, RNA polymerase II-specific; RNA polymerase II cis-regulatory region sequence-specific DNA binding; protein dimerization activity. The record is from RefSeq and is a predicted model, not a curated record.